AUGUGUCUUUGGUCACUGGGACGUUAUCUCCCCAUGUUUGUGCUACCGGUUCAAGUUGGAACACUUGGCUCUUACAACAUGAUACUACAAUACGUUGACACAAAAAGUGUUCUAUUCACGUCAGUCCAUUCAUUCAAGUCCCAUGGGAUGGAGAAAUCACCGCCGUACUUCAUUCUUACAUUUUACGGCGAAUUACUGAAACAAAAGAACAUUGUUCUUGUGCGAGGUGAUAUUGUGAAUCCAAAAGACGUCUCAAAGGUUAAUGCAAAUAAACUUAUGGAACAUACCGUUAAGUUCUACUCAGACAUAAAUCUUUACAAGUGGGUUGACCGUUUUAAUAACCGACCGCGCGAGUUCGAAUUCGAAGACUUCAAACGGAAAUGCAAACACGUGUUGGAAGAGUGA
Molecule: messenger RNA, 405 nt
Organism: Babesia ovata
Lineage: Eukaryota; Apicomplexa; Aconoidasida; Piroplasmida; Babesiidae
Product: ATP synthase mitochondrial F1 complex assembly factor 1
Exons: 2
Coding region: 1-405 (134 amino acids)
Biological process (GO): mitochondrial proton-transporting ATP synthase complex assembly
Cellular component (GO): mitochondrion
Source: RefSeq, a predicted model, not a curated record